CGACGAGACUGGUCCCAACGUGAGAUUAUAUACCAUUGGCCUCAGAACUACAUCGAAAAGCUGCGGAUCGAUAGGAAACUAAAGCUCUUUUCCGUUUUAUUCGAUUAUGUACGGUGUGAAAAUGAUACGUUUGUCAGACAGAUAAGCACAUUACACAUUUAAAACAUGCUGACACUGUACCGCUAUCAGCUGUUUUUUCACACGCUCGAACCCAACAAGUAAACCACUUAAUAAUGGAAGAUAUCUGGUUGUAACAACUUCUGCACUGAAAUCUGCUAUCUGAGUACUAAAACAUAACGUUACCACGAUCUUCUACGCACGAUCUUUUACUCUACACAUUAACUAUCGAGGAUGCUGUGAAGCUUGUUUCAUCUUGUUCAGAUUCGAAUCAAAACGAAUCAAACGACUGUUUGAUUUAUUUAUUACUAAGCCUUCAUCCAAAUCACAAAACGAUCCGUCGCCAGGAGAUGUUUCUGAAACUUAAAUUCCAAAACGCCAAUACCAUAACACGAAAGCUCGCCGAAUGGAACCGUUAGCACAGCUGUCUACACCAGCUGUGCUACUCGCACAACCCAAACAGCCCAUCUCGUCUUCCCGAAACCAUGCUACAAUCUUCUCCUGGUCGGUGUUUUCGACCGCCGAUUGAGUAAUCUUAUCAGCGUUGUUCAAAACCUCGUCGUUGUAAUAAACGAUGUGUACCAACACCUACCUAAAAUCGACCUAACACAACGUCCCGCCUCUAUCUUGCGUGUGGUGCACUAUUUGCGCAUCGCUGAUGAGGGAACGGAUUUAGUAGCACUCAAACAAAUCAGCUAUGCAGAACGACACGCUUGUCCGGAUUCCUGCGAGCGCUUGGGAACAGCUGCGUGAUCUUUAUAGGCAGGAUUGGCCACGCCAUGAGAUAGCGUAUAACAAUGUGCAGAACUACGUAAGCUGGAUAGAACGUGAUCCACAGAUUAGUGCAACGUUAAUUGUUUACAGUCUAAAUGGAAACUGGAGACAAAAUGGAACGUACAUAAUUAUAGAUCACACGGAUAUGUUUAUGUACACUUUGGACCAUACCGAUGAAACGUUAAAGCGAAUGCUGCUCCUACUCGACUGGCACCAUAGCUAUCUGAUGAACAUGUGCCUUUAUCGAGCAAUCGUACUGGAGGUGUACCGACUGCAUCGGCUCGAGAUUGCAUUUGACAGUGCCGAUGUCAUUUAUCAUCUUCCGCAGCAGGUCGCGCGUCACUUUCGAUACGAUCUACCGGUGGGCCUUACGCUCAAACGGAUCCCACCACACUACGCAUCGUUCAUCUACAAUCAGUGGCUGAAUAAGUCCGUGGGCACAGAGUAUUUCAUCGAACGGAUGCUUCGGUGGAACGUUUCUAUGGGGCUGUUCUGCGAGGGCGUACGGGAACCGUUGGCCUGGUGCAUCCGCACACAGAACGGUGCGCUCGGUCUGCUGGGAGUGGUCGCGCAACGCAAGGGCUAUGGUUCGUUGGUGAUAAAAGCGAUAGCCCGCCGGCUGGCGGAACAAGGAUAUAGUACGUAUGCUAGCGUGCGGCGUACGAACGUGGCUUCGCGCAAACUAUUCGAAAAGCUUGGUUUUCGUAUAGCCGGUGAAACAAGCUGGUUGAAGAACAUGAAGAGCACAUUUGAUGGUUCCGAGCUUCGAAAGGUAAUAAAAGCAUGA
Messenger RNA from Anopheles funestus (African malaria mosquito), 1678 nucleotides. RefSeq lists its product as uncharacterized. Gene Ontology annotation, molecular function: acyltransferase activity, transferring groups other than amino-acyl groups. Lineage: Eukaryota; Metazoa; Arthropoda; Insecta; Diptera; Culicidae. The record is from RefSeq and is a predicted model, not a curated record. The transcript has 2 exons. Bases 815 to 1678 code for a protein of 287 amino acids.